UUCACCGUUGUAUAUGAUUUAAUAAAUAGUUUUUAACGUCAUAAAGAUAAAGCUUUGUAAAAACAUUCGAUAGAAAGUGUAUUUUGAAUGAAGAGCGUUCGUUCAUGUUAUCUUCGCGACAUUCGCCUUUUACGCAUUUUGUAAGUAAAUGCAGAUUUCCGUUAUCCUUUUAUCUUAUUGAAUACCACGCCGGGUUUUAGCUAUCGCCUCUCUGUAAUCAUUCGCUUCCUCGUUUCUUCUUUACUUUACGGAUGGCCGCGGCGUUCUCCUACUCUUUGGGUCAUUUGGAGCGAGAUCUUCCUCCACCGCGUGUCCUCUUGCCAUCUCUUCGUCCUCCUGUUACCGUCCUGACGACAAGACUGUUCAGUCGUUAUACGACCUUCAUCCAGGGUUACGUUCUUUCUUGCGGCUUUGAUUUAUUACCCACGUUGAUUGCAUCCAAGGAAGAAGUGAUUUUUCAACAAAGUCACAUUUAGCACAAACUUACGCGAUUGCUAUGUUUGAUUAAACAUCAGAUGUUACAUCGAAAAUCGUGUGUGGAUAAAUUAGUGAACAAUCACAAAAGUAGGAAUUGCGAGAAGCUGAAAGGUGGCCUCGACCCGUCCGUGACCUUAUACUGUUCUUCCACGUAAUUGAGGCAUCAUAUAUGAGAGAUGCGGAGACGCCUGUGGAUGCUCCUCGUCCUUCUGGUAUGUGUGUCAGGUGAAUACCUGAUGGGCGGCCACUUGGACAACAAUGCGGGGUCAACGACUCGAUCCGGUAAAAUCGACAGCUCUUCCGUGUUGGGACGUAAAACACGUCUGGACGACCUUGACCUGGAUCUCGUUGCGGCAGAGAGCACCAUUACUGCUGACACUGAGACUUCAACCGGCGAUGACGGUGUUCCACGUUACCAUAUCCCGCCUUUCGCCUUCAAUGGCGGCAAACCAUUCUCUCUGGAAAAGGAUCCGAUAACCGGUAAGAUCGACUUCGAGAAGGCACCGCCUGUCAAAGCUCUCAACUACACCGGUCGGUAUCGCGAGCGAGAGGACAAAGAAAGCAAAGACGGUGAUGAUAGCAGGGGUGUUGAGGGGAGUGUGUACGCAAGGCAGGAAAAGAUAAGGAACAAGGAUAGGAACGGCCCGAACGAGAUCACACCUAACUUUCACGAUUUCCUCAACUCACCCGUUCAUUAUUCUUCGGACAAAUAUGGAAAUGAUAAGUACCCGUUGAUCUCGAAUUCGUACGCGAAUACGAAGGUACAGAGCGGUACCAACAGUUACAGCACGUACAAUCAUAGACAUUCGGAGAGCGAUCUAUAUAUACAUCCCGUCAAAAGCUAUCCAUCGACAAAAACGAGCACGUACAGAACUACGACUGUCAACGAUCUUAAAACGAAAGAGACAAGCACUACGAGUCCUUUAACGACUUUCGCAUCACCGAUCACGACAAACUCUGCGCUUUCUACCUCAACUAAAGCACCCGUUGUAACUACGUGGAAACCGUUCAAUACUGCGAUCACAUUUCAUUCAAUCGACCGUUUUGAGGCGGAAAAUGAGAAGAACCUUUUACCAAUAGAAAAGCUGCAUGCUUCCACUCACACGGGAUCUUAUCAAAAUUCAAGCAACGUUUCGACGAAGUCUCCAAAUGAAGGGACAACGGAUAAGGUGCAGGUCACUAGUCGUUACAAGGAUCAAUCGAAUUUUGACAAUUUGGUAGUAGCCCACGAAACGAAACCGCAAAACGAAGAACAUAAAGAGUCGUACGAUAUCUACGAGUCAAACGGUGAAAGCAAUAAUGAAGAUAACUAUUCUUAUUUAUGGUUGGAUUUAUUAAAGGAAGAUGACACGUCGACAUCAACUAUGACCACUUCCAGUACAACGACGUCGACGACAACUGCAAGCAUCACUACAACGUCGACGGUUCCCAAGUCAUCAGUAGAAACCACGAUGUCGACUACGGUUGCGCCUUUGCGUUCCGCAUCUUCAACGCUAUCUACGAUUCAAAAAGACAUACCUGCGAACAAACCAUUGCAAUUCCCAACGGUAUCGCACCAUCCGAUUAGCCCAUCGUCACCCUUCAAUAGAUACAGACCGAAUCCGAUAAUCAAAUUUAAUGAUGAACCUAACAGAAUGGGAGCGCCAGUGAUAGAGAGCACGAGUAACAUCGUGGUACCACCGGAUCAAAAUACGGUGUCCUUUGUUCUGGGAAAUCGCCAAAACGUCGACGGUGGUUAUUAUUCGGUCGGAACAGCCGUUGGAGAAAAUCUUUACAGUGGCUCGUCCGAGACCAAUAUAUUCUGGCCGCUUCGUAAUGAUCCACACAAUCCCUCGAAAGAAGUCAAACACGAGCACUUGCCUAUUUCCGUUACCGAAUUGAAUCCCGACCGCGUUACGCAGAAGUGGUCCAGUCCUAGCCCUCUGAAAAACAGCAAUGAAAUUAGUCCGACAAGACCUCAAAGCCCUCUUCUUGCCGUCACGGUAAUUCAAGAUACGAAGAACGCAAGCAAGGAUUCCGGCUACGUAAUUUUCCCGGAAGAAGAACAAACGAAGAACAAAAAUACAUUGAAGGAGGAGCACACUGUGAUCAUAAAUGAAGCGGAUGGCAGCAUUCACGAAUUACCGCCUAAAAUAACAUUGACAACGUCGACGUCAAUGAACAAAACGAAGUUCAAUCCUCUCGCGAACGUCGUCGCAAAUAUACCACAGCUCGCUGAGGAUCUGAUGCCACCCGCAGAGAGCACCAGACCGCCGUCAAAUUAUUAUUACCAGUUUGAGCCGCCGAGAUCGAAUCAAGUGAGGCCACAGAGAUUACCCUUGCCGCCGCGUAUCAAGCCGCAUCUGGGUCCAGUACCUCCGAUGGACGUGGGAAUAAGGAAACGUCCAUAUCCAGCGGAUACGAAGCUGCCUAACAUUUUACCCCAAUUCCGACCUAACGCGAAAGCGUCACAUGGUCAUCGUAGUCCGGAUGUAAUAGGAACGAUGGCAGCCGGGCAAAGUGUACCCACGAGGAUCAGACAGCCGUUGCCGGUUCAUCCGUCACGAAGACCUCUACCGCUACCACCACUCUCGCAUCCGCCACUCUUGCAUCUUCAGCGCUUGAAUCCACCACCGCCACCGAUCCAUGCUGUCAAACUGGCCUUCACGCCGACUUCGAAGAUGGACGGUGCCAUCCUACCUCACGAGAUGGACCCGACGAUACGAAGACUUCGUCCCCCGAUACUGCCCGGGAUACCUAAUUCCAUAUCGCGCCCAGAGGAGAACGCACCGUCGAAUAGAUUGCUUUCUCAUAGUGGUGAUGGCGAGGGCAGUGAAAGCAGAAAUGAGGAUCGGGGUAAGAGCGAGAUUGCGGACCGCGAGAGUGAAGGUCCGGAAAAAUAUCCGGAGGAACCGCCAAUGACACCGCCUAGACCACCGUUGUUCCCAAAACGUAGAACGGCGGAUCCACCGCGCGUCACGACCCUGCAGAUGAUACAGCAUCAUGGUGAAUUCGGCGACGAAGGUGAUGAGGCUCAACUGGCGCAAUCCGUGGAACCUGUGCUUGCGCACGAAGCGGAGCGUAGAAAAUCGGACAAUCACGAUCCGUCCGAAAUACCAGAACAACCCGUGUACGUGGUGUACCCGGUCAACACCGCGGUCAACAUACAUUCGGACGAUUCCAAUGAGAAAGACGGCAGCGUCGUCGUGGGUACGCGAGGCCCUCAGCGACCGCUACCGCCUGAUACUCUGCUACAAAAUGAACAGGAUGAUACGCAUACCGUCUACAGUGGCAGACCAGUUGCUUUGGACUUCCCCUAUCCGCUAGAACGGCCCGAUCCAUCCUCCGUCUUUCCCGUCGGCGUGAAGGAGACACCCGUGUUGAUACCCAGCGAACAGCGACAGCAGCAACAACAGCAGGCUUCCGCCGCGAUUGCAAACGAGCGAGAGAACGAGAAAAACGAUGCGGUGAAUGUUAUUCCAUAUUUACAGGAUUUCUCACCGUAUCGAAAGAAAAACGAUGCGGCGAUCUCCGUAACGUUGCAUCGCAUACCACCGAUCGCGACGUCGUCGAGCUUGAUAUCAACCGCGUCGACGUCGACCUCGACGCCGAUCGCUUAUGUUUACACACCGACGCACGCGCCACAUCCGGCACAUCUUGACAAAGAACUCGAUGUCGAUGGUGAUGCUGCCGUAAGCAUCGACGCGAAGCAAACAGAGCUACUGCCUUCGCAGCAGCCAUCCAGCUCUUCUAGCUCAGCACCGGCACCGCAAAACUUCAUGGCUCCUUUCGUGGCUAGUAUAAGCGCCGAAACGCCCAGCAAGAAUGGUUGGAGUGUCGUCGUCGUCGAACCACCCGCAGGAGCGGAGAAGAAAUCGGAUAGUGGUAGCGCCGAGGAGAAACCUGCCGACUCGGAGAACGAUACGCAGACCGAGAGGAAUGAAUUCGAUGCUGAUAAUUUUAAGCCGCAGCUCUUCGGUGGUUUCAAGCCGCUCUACGAAUUUCCCACAGAGGACGUGGAGCGUCACGACGUCGCCAAUAUGGACACAGAGAUAAAUAUGCCCAGGCACUCCAAAGAAAUGUUGCCUGUACCUGAUAGAGGAUAACUUUUAAAGAAUAUCGGCCACUUCAUUUCUUUUCUCUUGAGUUUUGCUCUUGGACAUUUCGCUCGCACUCAUUAUUACUCUUCUCACGUAUAUGUAAACGAAAACGUUGGCGAAAGCAAAAACGAAAGGGAAACGUAUGCGCGUAGUAAAGAGAAUGAAGAGCGAAUGUCUCUGUGCGCUGCUCGAUGAAAAGAUUUUUCGCGAUAGAGUUAAUUCGAACAGUAGAAGACUGUACUUUAUUUUUAUUCCGCUUAAUAUAUAAGAACGUCGCGAUAUAAAAUGAUAUAUGAUUUAUGCAAUGACUAGCAUUUGUUAAACUAUGCUCUGCGGUAGCAUUAACAUCAGCUAAGUAUUGAAAUACGUAGAAAAUAUUAAUGCACGUAUCGCUAAGUAUAAACGUAUCGAAAGUAUUAAAAUGUUGAAUAAAAAUAUUAAUAUAAGUUUUUUAUGGACAA
Molecule: messenger RNA, 5017 nt
Organism: Acromyrmex echinatior (Panamanian leafcutter ant)
Lineage: Eukaryota; Metazoa; Arthropoda; Insecta; Hymenoptera; Formicidae
Source: RefSeq, a predicted model, not a curated record